Molecule: messenger RNA, 2755 nt
Organism: Folsomia candida
Lineage: Eukaryota; Metazoa; Arthropoda; Collembola; Entomobryomorpha; Isotomidae
Product: beta,beta-carotene 15,15'-dioxygenase
Exons: 12
Coding region: 702-2039 (445 amino acids)
Biological process (GO): retinal metabolic process; carotene catabolic process
Molecular function (GO): beta-carotene 15,15'-dioxygenase activity; carotenoid dioxygenase activity
Source: RefSeq, a predicted model, not a curated record
UUCGUUUCCUCCGCAGUGCACACUUUGGGAACACGUAUUUAUAAGUUGACGGAAUUAGACUUCUUUGGCUGAGGCUAUUUUCGAGAUUCCAAUUUUAUAAACUUUCCUCUCCGUCUAAUUUCAGUGAUCCUAAAUUCGGAUUUCCUGUUUCCCUUUUUCUAAAUAGAACUCCAAAAUUAACGAUAGACUUAAAAAUAAAAUGGGCUAAAAAUUCCCAUUUCGUAUUUAAAGAUUCUCUUUCAAUUUUAGUUGGAUACAUCGAGGGCAGAAACUCAGGAUGGUUUGUACAUAGGUGCAUGGGUACAUUAGUUAAGCUCGUUGUCAUCGUAUUCAUUCAUCGUAGUGAAUGAAGUGUUGGAUAAUUUCCCAUAUUAUUCAAAUCAUGAUUGUUUAUCACGCUUUUCAACGCGACUUUUAACCUUUGAAAAUGAAGAUGCAAUUCAAUGUUCCGAUUUAUUGAGACACAAUUGAAUUUUUAGCCAAGCCAGAAUCCGUCUGGUUAGUAAAUUGAUGAUGCUGGCCGAGAUAGAACUGCAUGAAUUAAAUACACUGAUGCACUAUAUGCACCUUAAAUAUGCAAGACAAAUUAUUUUGUUGUUGAUGGACAGGGCUAAUUUAUUAAAUGUGAUUUAAGGCCUUGGAUCACUUAUCUAGUUUUUCACCUGAAGUCUAAAUUUAGACUCGUCUCAUAUUGUCAGAGGAUGAUUGAGUCGGAAUCGUAUCAGAAGGCUAAAAUAGUAAAGAGACCUGUCUUUGCAGAGUUUGGUACUCACGCCUACCCAGACACCACCAAGGGCUUUCUUUUUCGAAUGUUUUCGACAUUGGUUCCGACAGAUCUUACUGACAACAAUAUCGCAGCGAUUUAUCGCAUUGAGGAUGAAAUGAUAAUCUCAUCUCAGACGUGCUUUGUUCACUCAAUUGACGUCGACUCCUUGGCCACGAAGGAACGGCAUGAUUUGAUGAAAUCUUCUGGAACGAUGUUCACCACUGCUCAUCCUCUUACAGACUCGGAUGGGAAUUCUUGGAACAUUGGGGCAACAAUGCUCACUGGUUGUAAAUAUCAUUUAAUCAAGAUUCCAUUCAUUGGUUCAGGAAAAGCAUCAGACGCUCUGAAAAGCUCCAAAGUUAUUGCGACUAUCCAAUCCUCGUGGAAGACUUGUCUCUCAUUCAUCAGUUCAUUUGCUAUGACGGAGAACUAUGUCAUUUUUAUGGAAUCACCUCUUUUAAUAAACUGUGUGAAAUUAGCACAACUUCAAAUAAAGCACUUUGCUCUGAGAGACACGUUUGAAUGGACUCCUUCUGAGAAAAAUCGAUUCAUUGUUGUCGAAAAGGAAACGGGGAACGUAAUCAAGACAAGAUUCAUUUCUGAUCUUCCAUUUUUUUCCAUCCACCAUUGUAAUGCUUUUGAACGGGACGAUCAGGUUGUCGUUGACUUGAUUGGAUAUCCGAAUGCAAAUAUUCUGGAUAAAUUCAACAUGUCAAAUCUUCGACAGAACCAGUUCAGCUCUGCGGAUCCACCUCAAACUUACCGAUUCGUCAUCCCCUUGAUCCAUUAUGUUGUGGAUGUGACCGAAGGAGAAAAUCUAGUGACGAUUCCUGAUGUAACUGCCACUGCCAUCAAAUCCGGUGAUGCAAUUGUAUUAAAACCGCAACAAAUUGCUGAACCUGGACUAGAAUUGCCAGUGAUAAAUGCCAGAUUCGCAGGGAAACCGUAUAAAUACUUUUACGCGUCUGGAAUGUAUGGAGAGAGCUCGUUCAAAAAUUCAAUCUGUAAAAUAAAUAUGGAAACGGGUAAAGCCGAUUUGUUCAAAGUGGGAGAAAAUGAAUAUUGUGGUGAGCCGUCAUUCAUUCCGAAAAUGGCGUUCGACUCGGACGAGGAUGACGGAGUGGUGCUCGUCCCUGUCAGUUGUGCGGACAGCAAUAAGUUGGACUAUCUGGCGUGCUUAGAUUCUAAGACAUUUUUGGAAUUAGGACGAGUUGAAUUUGAGACAAAAUUUCUUCAAGCUCUUCACGGGAUCUUUAUGUGGUCAUUGAAAUGAUUGUAAGAAAUAACUAGGUAUGUAUUGUAAGGGUAUUUGCAUAUGCAUGCAGUUGUGCACCUCAAUAAUCUGUUGUAGGAUUUAUCACCAUUUACUCUUCAUCUAAUUCUCACACAACGCAUAUUUAUAGAUGCUGAAUUUUGUUAAACUCUUGAGGGCUAGCAAUUAACCAUUUGCCAUCGUUGAAGGCGUAAAUGGAGAUAAGUGAGAAAUCUGUUAAUAAGAGUCGUAUAAAUAUUUGAUUUUUUCGUAAGAAUUUUGUAUAGUUUUUUGUCAUGAGGUUGAGGUAGUACUUCUGAUACUAUAUCAUAGCACUUUUCUCACUUGUCGCCAUUUGCACCUCCACUUCCAACGAUGCUAGACAACUUUUAGCAACUACUAUAAAUUAUCUUAUCCUUAGUCGAUAUGCCGUGUUUUUCGAUACUGAAUGUUAAUAUGCAUAUAUGUAUUUGUGCAUAAUCGAGAACUAAAACUAAAGUAAUAACCUUGUUGGUGAUAUUCAUUGCAAUAUUGAAUUACGGAAAUUAUAUCAAUUUUUACUGAGAUUGAUUUCGACAAUCUGUCCAGCGAUUCCAUUUUUUCGUGCCUUUAAAUUCAGAUUACUAUAAAUUAGCUUCAGUUUGCAGUAAAUGAAACUAGUGAUUAUAUUAUAACUUUGUCCUCGUACAUAUGUGUAGUUAGUUGUUCCAAAAAUGAAUAAACUAAAUUGAGCAAUA